GGGUUAGCGUUGUGCGCAGGCGCAGUAAUUCACGGAGGGUUUUGCAGCUGGCGGUCAUGUCGGUCCAGGAGGAUCCGGUGCAGCGUGAGAUUCACCAGGACUGGGCGAACCGGGAGUACAUCGAGGUGAUCACCAGCUCUAUCAAGAAGAUCGCGGACUUCCUCAAUUCGUUCGACAUGUCCUGCCGCUCUCGCCUGGCCACACUCAAUGAAAAGCUGACAGCGCUAGAGAGGCGGAUUGAAUACAUCGAGGCCCGGGUAACAAAAGGUGAAACACUGACAUAGGUAUGCUGGAGACUGGCAGGGGACCAACCCAGAAAAGUAUGAUGCUGUCUACAAAGCUGAUGAUCAGACAUCAAGUUUCUUCAUUACUUCAUAUGGAUGGGAGUUAUGCUUGUUUCUACCCCUUGGGAAGCUGUAUCCCACAUUUGGAGUCUGUGACUUUGUGCUGAUGAUUCCAGCUGAAACAGCUAAAUUGUACAAGAGCAUGUUUAAUUAAUGUGGUUUUAUACAAGCAGAUUAAUACAGUUCAUACCCCCACAUCUUUGCAAAGCCCUCUUGCUUUGCAGCAAUGGAAUCCACAUUGAACCAAAUCUUAGUUUCUGGGAACACAAUUUGAGUUGGUUUUUUUAAAAUCUAAACAAAUCAGGAUGUCAGCACUGUGCAUAAUGGAUGGCUGUAGUGGCAGUUUCAAUAUACAUAGUAAGCAUCCUGCAGCUGGCUUUUGUUGCUGGAAGGUAGCGAAUAAUGUGCAUUGUUGCAGUUGCUCAAUCAAAUAAAUGUUCCAUAUGUAUUGGGGGUGGGGGUCUAUCAUGUGCCAAGGGAUGGGUGGCUGUGUUUUCUAAGUAUUUUGUAUAAUCUAAUGUAACUUGGGGCGUCUUUUUCAUUUGUGUUUCCACAGUAAAACCACCUCUGCUUAA
Messenger RNA from Sphaerodactylus townsendi, 919 nucleotides. RefSeq names its product BRICK1 subunit of SCAR/WAVE actin nucleating complex (gene BRK1). Bases 57 to 284 code for a protein of 75 amino acids. The record is from RefSeq and is a predicted model, not a curated record. Gene Ontology annotation, biological process: regulation of actin polymerization or depolymerization; actin filament organization; cell motility. Gene Ontology annotation, molecular function: protein-containing complex binding. The transcript is spliced from 3 exons. Gene Ontology annotation, cellular component: SCAR complex. Lineage: Eukaryota; Metazoa; Chordata; Lepidosauria; Squamata; Sphaerodactylidae.